Mycena citricolor is the source of this 855-nucleotide messenger RNA. NCBI's taxonomy places the organism in Eukaryota, Fungi, Basidiomycota, Agaricomycetes, Agaricales, Mycenaceae. The record is from the annotation of a GenBank genome assembly.
AUGGGUCCAGAAGUCAAAAAUCCCAUAUCGUUGGCGCGACAGAUCCUCGAUCAUUCGCGAGUUCCCGACCCCUUGUACCGCAUACCGCCUUUGACACUUGUCUCUCAUGGAGCCCAUGCUUUCGCUCGCACUGCAAACUUGAACCUCGUCGAGCCCCAGCACCUCAUUACUGACAAAGCUCGGAAACAGUGGGCGCGAUGGAAGACGCGAUUGAACAAUCCCUUAGAUGUUCCCAGGACGGAGGAUGAAGACAGUGUUUUUCAAGACACGGUCGGUGCCGUAGUAUGGGAUACGGAGGCCAACGAGUUCGCCGCAGGAGUGUCCAGUGGUGGCAUUCUCUUGAAACACGCAGGCCGUGCUGCUGUCUACGGGGCUGGGUGCUGGGCUCAGAACUGUAGCGUUUCUGGAGAGAGGUCAGGCAUGGCUUGCAGAUCCGGCGAGUAUAUAAUUAGAGCUAAUCUCGCUCGCUCGAUUUGCCAUGCUGUCGACGCGGAUAUUCAGAAGGACGGUGAUAUCCACGAAACUCUUCGGAAGGUUCUCGUCGAAGAAUUCUGGUUACCGAGCAGGAGCCCCUCCAACCCUGAUCCCAGCGCCGGCAUUGUGCUCCUUGUCGCAGAAGCUGAUGAUGACGGACUGUGCACCGACACGAGCACGAGGCUGGUGUGCAUUCACGACUGCGAGUAUGGCUGUAGGCUAUUCUUCGUCAGACAAGUCCGCGAAGGUCGGCUUCGUUCUUCAGUUUCUUCCGCUGCAAUUCACAGCAGCUUGCCGCAGGCUGUCAUCUUCCGACGCCCAAUGACCCAUGCCUCCAAAGCCGGUGGUCCACAUGUUUUCAUUACGGGUUUUGCGAUGUGA